UUCACAUAGAGUUAUAAUAUUUUUUUAUCAAUUCUAAGAUUUCUCAAUUAUGUCUAUCAAGAAUGUUGUUGUUCUUCUAGUGAUCGUAUCAGUUGUUGUCUCCACAAAUGCUCAGCUACCACAACUUCCUUUUCCUUUUCCAUUCCAACCCAGUCCCAACAUGCCAGGAUUCCCCGAUAUUGCAAAAUGUUGGUCAUCUGUGAUGAAUAUUCCAGGAUGUAUCACAGAAAUUUCUCAAGCCAUACUUAGUGGACGAUUUGGCAACAUUGGUCCAGCUUGCUGCAAAGCAUUUUUGGAAGGUGAAGCCAAUUGCUUGCCGAAACUCCCAAUCAAUCCAUUUUUUCCUCCAAUGUUGAAAGAGCAAUGUUCAAGAAUUGCAGGCGCAAUUCCUCCUACCACGAAGUAAAAAUUUAAGCUAUAAAAGCUAUGUUAAUCGUUUGAUGUUUAGCUGUUUUCUCUCUAUUCUUCCUUGUGGACGUUUAGUUGUUUUCUUAAGCUAAAGUUAGUUUUACA
Molecule: messenger RNA, 513 nt
Organism: Camelina sativa (false flax)
Lineage: Eukaryota; Viridiplantae; Streptophyta; Magnoliopsida; Brassicales; Brassicaceae
Biological process (GO): regulation of double fertilization forming a zygote and endosperm; regulation of protein localization to cell surface; double fertilization forming a zygote and endosperm
Cellular component (GO): vesicle; extracellular region
Source: RefSeq, a predicted model, not a curated record